CUUCAUCCAACUUUCCUGUUGUCAGACUUAAACAAGGAGAGAGACAACUUCAAAUGGAUCAGAUGAGAGUUAAAGUUGAUUCUUCAACUCAAGCAACAGAGCAGACGCAAUUUCAAUCUCCUCCUUUGACUGAGAACUGUCAGAAUGAUAUUGUGAACAUCAUGCAAAGACAAAAUGACAUUGCAGCCUUACUAGUAAAACAAAACUUAUCGUCUGUUCUCCCAUCCAGAAACAUCCCUGUGUUUGAUGGGGACCCCCUACAGUACAGAUCAUUUAUGAAUGCCUUUGAGAACGGAGUGGAGGCUAAAACUGACAACUGCAGCGACUGUUUGCACUUCCUAGAGCAGUUCACCAGGGGGCAGCCUAAAGAUCUCGUGCAUAGUUGUCAACACUUAGCUUCUGAGGAAGGUUAUUCCAAAGCCAAAUAUCUUCUUGAAGAACAUUUUGGAAAUGAAAAUAAAAUCGCUUCUGCGUAUAUGGAGAAGAUUAUGAGUUGGACACCAAUAAAAGGGGAUGAUGUGAAAAGUCUACAAUCAUUCUCUCUUUUUCUUCAAGGUUGUUCAAAUCUGACACAACAAAUUGUUUACAUGAAGGAGUUGGAUUUACCUUCAAAUAUGAGAACAAUUGUCCUGAAACUUCCAUAUAAACUGAGGGAAAAAUGGAGAGUUACUGCUUAUGAGCUACAGGAGCAAACUGGUCACCGAGCAUUGUUUACUGAUCUGGUUGCUUUCAUAACAAAGGAAGUAAAAGUAGCAUCAGAUCCAGUGUUUGGCAAUAUCCAAGACCCACCAACAGGGAACAACUCCAAAGUUCCAAGUUACAGCAAGCAAAGAAAAAAGGGAAGCAGUUUUGCCACUAAUGUCAGCACAAUUCCAGAAGCCAGAACUCACUCAACUGAAAACAGGACCAAGUCUACUGUUCUUCACAGCUGCUUGUUUUGUUUACAAAGAAAUCAUCUACUGGAAAACUGUGUGCAGUUUAAAGCUAAAAUGCAUCGGGACAAGUUGACUUUCAUUAAACAAAAGGGGAUUUGUUUCAGUUGUCUGAAAGUUGGUCACACAAGCAAAGACUGCAGGAGUCGUUUGGAUUGCAAUGUGUGUCACCAAAAGCAUCCAGGGGUUCUUCACAUAGAGCAAAAGGAGCCAGGAGCCUCUUCAGAACAAAUCCAACAGACAACAAGUUAAAGUUAAAAGUCAAAAGAGCAACAAAGUUGUGC
This is a messenger RNA of Cyprinodon tularosa, 1216 nucleotides long. RefSeq lists its product as uncharacterized. Gene Ontology annotation, molecular function: zinc ion binding; nucleic acid binding. The record is from RefSeq and is a predicted model, not a curated record. The coding region runs from base 54 to 1184 and encodes 376 amino acids. The transcript is spliced from 2 exons. Lineage: Eukaryota; Metazoa; Chordata; Actinopteri; Cyprinodontiformes; Cyprinodontidae.